GCAUGAUUGAUUGACUGCCUAGAAAAACCUAACCAAAGUCUCUUCGCCCUGGUCUAGUUUGCCUGCUGUUGUACACCAAUGGGUAUGUCGCCUGAUGCUGAUUAUGAUAUCCGUCGUGCUGUGGGAAUGGGGAAUUGGGGGUGGUGAUGUACAUGGGGAGUGUGUAUCUUAUCUGCGGGGAUUGGAAUUGGCUUGGAUCCUUGGGGGAUGUAGGUCCUGCAGAAGGUUGGUGGUGGAUAGGAAAAGCCUACCGGGUGGUAGGGGAGAAUGUGGUCCGAGGAAAGUGAGGAACCACGGAUCUUUCUAGCAUGCCAGCAGGAUCGGAUUGAGAGAGACAUGGAUGACUGGGAGAAAGAAAGGGAAGACUGCAUGGGAAGAGUAUCUCAUGUAGCAUGUAAGGCUGC
Molecule: messenger RNA, 404 nt
Organism: Aaosphaeria arxii CBS 175.79
Lineage: Eukaryota; Fungi; Ascomycota; Dothideomycetes; Pleosporales
Exons: 1
Coding region: 95-307 (70 amino acids)
Source: RefSeq, a predicted model, not a curated record